Molecule: messenger RNA, 693 nt
Organism: Rhododendron vialii
Lineage: Eukaryota; Viridiplantae; Streptophyta; Magnoliopsida; Ericales; Ericaceae
Exons: 1
Coding region: 1-693 (230 amino acids)
Source: RefSeq, a predicted model, not a curated record
AUGUGCACAUAUCACAAGGAGCGCGGCCACUACACUAUGCAAUGCCCACCUUUCAAACGGUAUCUAGAAGAGCUUGCAGCAGCUGGGCAUCUGAAUCAGUGGAUUGACGUUUGGCGAAAUCCACUUCCACCCCCUCCACCGAUCAUUGGAAAUCUCGUAAGCGUUAUACAAGGACUGGUUUCCGAAGAAAGAGCAGCCGAGCUUCAUUUAGAAAUUGAUAGAGCCGUCUUCUCUUUACCCGUUUGCAAUGUUGGCGUUCCAGGGAAGCGAAAAUGGGAAGAUCCGGGCCUCGGCAGCCUUACCUUUUCGUCUAACGACUUGAAAGGUGUGCAACACCCACAUACGGACGCCCUCGUUGUUACUGUUGGUAUCGAUAAAUCAAUCGUUCAGCGAGUAUUGAUAGAUCAAGGAAACUCGGCGGACUUAAUGUUUUAUUCAACAUUCCAGAGCCUCGGAUUAUCUCCCGCUCAACUUCGGACAGCGUCCACUCCCCUCGUUAGUUUCACUGGAGCCCCGGUUUGGCCACUCGGCUUGAUCACUCUCCCUGUACGGGCUGGAUCACGGGUUCUUGAGAUCGAGUUUGUGGUGGUCGCUUCUCCCAGUCCAUACAACGUAAUACUCGGCCGAACCUGGCUGCACGAGAUGAAGGCAGUUGCUUCUACCUUUCACCAGGUGGUAAAAUUUGUUGGAUGA